Molecule: messenger RNA, 2185 nt
Organism: Cryptococcus deneoformans JEC21
Lineage: Eukaryota; Fungi; Basidiomycota; Tremellomycetes; Tremellales; Cryptococcaceae
Exons: 7
Coding region: 201-1796 (531 amino acids)
Source: RefSeq, a predicted model, not a curated record
UCCUUCUCAGCCAGCUCUUAUACUCUCCCACUCCCUAUUCCCCCGCCCAGAUCAUCCCUGAACCCCUGUCAGCCUACGGCAGCCGUCGGUCCCUCCAUUGUACUGUCACAUUCACCGCCCACAAGUGCGGUGGACAGGCACUUCCGGUUCGUCCAGCUUUUGGCAGGCACAUCGGUUCUCCGAAGAAGUGUCAGCGCUAUAUGAGCCCGGCCAACGGCGGGGACAUGCGGGCGUUCGCCAUGCCAAGGGUCGGAAAUUCUAGUUCAUAUACGCUUGUCGUGAGACAGCAGCCUGAAAGGGCAAGGUUGUGCUCCUACAAGGAAGAAAACGAGACUAUUGACCGACGUCCAGUGGAUCCACCCCCUGUUGUGGAACUGCGAGUCGGCUCUGGUCGAGAAGUUACCCCAGAGCAACUUUUGGAAUCUACAUCUUUCUUCAUCCGGGCUACCACUGUAACUUCCGAUCCAUUAACCCCUGCAUCUCCUACGUCAUUCAACCCCUCCCUCUUUUCUUCCAAACCACUUACCCAUGCGGGGCCGACUUAUGCCCCCGUCAAAACCCCUCUGGGGGCCGACGCAACGACCGGAGAGGUUAUUCAGACUCCAGAGAAGCUUCGGCUACUUGACGGGCGAAUGGCAGCUCUCUGCACCUUUGCAAAAAUUAGUGUCCGUGUACCAGGCAUUUUUCGAUUGAAGUUUACACUUUUCGAGACUACUGAGCGUGGCAUUCUCGAAUUAGCACACACAAUAUCAGAACCUUUCGAGGUAUUUUCUCCCAAGUUAUUCAAGGGAAUGCAUGAAAGCACUCCCUUAACAAGACAUCUGGCCGCACAAGGACUAAAAGUCAAGCUGCGGACGGACACCACGGUUGGGAGGCAGAGUGUUCGACGACGGCGAGCUUCUGCGAAUCCAACAACCCCUUCGACUCCUUCUAUCAUAAAGGAAGAUGUCUCUGCGUCGACGAACAUUCCCCCUGCUUCUUCCCCACAUUUCUUACCAGCUAAAUCUCGGCGCUCGCCCUCUUUAUCCGCCCAAGCUCCACCAAGUCAUCCGGAGGUGCCUUCACCAUCAUCAAAGGUCGCUCGGCGCACAGUUAGUGAUAGUCCUCGAAAUCUUGUUUGGCGGCAUGCUGCGUAUGAGUUUAUGAGACCUCACGCUGCGGAUAAUCGUGUUUCAGGUCCCGGUGGAAGGCCCUUCACGGAUGACGGGGCUUUUAUUUCCCCGAAUCCUGUAGAUUGGAGAGUCUCUGCUCCGUCGUCUGAUCUAUCAGCAUUUUCUUUAUCGCGUCCACACCGCGUGGAUCCGUUCCGGCCUCCUUCUGUUCCAAAUGAUACAACCAACUUAGCAUCUCCUCAAUCAUACACGCCAUCGUCAUAUCCUUCUUCCCAAGUAUCUUCCACUCAAAGUCUCCCCACCACACCAUCGCCAGUGACAUCUUCUCACUCCUCUAUACAAUCCACAUUACCGAUAUCUAGACGAAGCCUCGGCAUUGACGAUGGGGUCCCUAUCCUCCCGCUGCCAAGUUCAUUCAACUCUCCCGGACACGCCGAAUUUGUGCCACCUAGCGUCAAUCAGGUACUGAAUCCAUUACGGCGGAGCAGUAUAAGUAGUGGACUAGGUUUGCCUGAAGGACAUGGAUCGUCGUCUCAAUCCGUCGCAGGACCAAUAAUCGCGAGGAAUCGUUAUCUGGACGCACCCAUAUCGGGUUCAUCGAGUCUUCGGCGGCCUUCACCGUUGACGUUGCCACCACUGAGGCCGCCACCACAGCAGGAAGAGACAAGUUACGAGCGACACUAAUAAACGCGUUAUGCUUCGGCCUUUUUUGUUCAUUACAACACUACCUAUAUCCACAUUCUAUUUAUCCCUGUCAUGAUAAAUUGACGGCUUCAUUUUUCGCUUUUUAAUUGAUUAACAUUUCCUGUACACGUCUAUAACAACUCUUUAACUUUUUUUCAUUUAUUUUCUUGUUGCUUCCUUACUGUUGCGUUCUCUCCUGAUCGGGGUUUUAGGUCUAUUCAUGAAUUCAAAGCAUUUGUAAAACAUGCAUACGUAAUCAUGAGUGUAUGAGUUAUAAUUAUAUGCUAUAUACAUCUAUAUCCCAAAAGCUUAUUAUCACCUAUUUGACACGGGCUUGCUCUAAAAGCUCUCUUCUUUUGAUGUUCCAUGUAUCUCUAUCAACACUUAGA